UUCGUUUAAUUAACAUUUUAAGUUUUGUAACACUGGCUGUUAAUACAAACGCAUAUAAUAGUUUACAAGCAAGUUUCUAGUAAAAACAUACGCCAAUAAAAUUUACGUUGUAACAUUAUAAUACAUCGGAAAAGAUGCUAGAAAUAACGUGUAAUGAUCGUCUUGGAAAGAAAGUUAGAGUUAAAUGCAAUCCGGAUGACACAAUAGGUGAUUUAAAGAAAUUAAUAGCUGCACAAACUGGAACACACUGGGAAAAAAUAGUUCUAAAAAAAUGGUAUACUAUAUUUAAGGAUCAUAUAAAACUGCAAGAUUAUGAAAUUCACGAUGGCAUGAAUUUAGAAUUGUAUUAUCAAUAAUUAAUAAUAUUGUAUAAGUUAAUGUUAUAUACAUAAUAACAAUAAUAGUACAUUUUAUAUUUAAGCGUUUCUGAUUUUGUAUUCUACAUGAUAGAUAAAUACAUAAUAUAUAUAACAACAAUACAGUAAACAAACAUAAAUAGCAAUAACAAAAAACAAUCUUAGUUUAAAUUGUUGAAAUCAAUUGCUGUUUACAGUUUAAGAACUUGUUAUUCCUAUUUAACAUCUAAAUAUUGCUAUAUUAUUUUUACAAAUGUAAUCUCUAGAAAUAUAUUUUAUCACACUGUAAAAUAUAAUAUCUUAGUAACUUUUAAAUAGCUUUCAUUUCUAUAUAUACAAAUAAUACUAAAAUGGAGUAAAAAACAGCUUAUAGUGUA
Messenger RNA from Frieseomelitta varia, 733 nucleotides. It is a transcript of the gene ubl, whose product is annotated as ubiquitin-like protein 5. Lineage: Eukaryota; Metazoa; Arthropoda; Insecta; Hymenoptera; Apidae. Gene Ontology annotation, cellular component: cytoplasm; nucleus. Gene Ontology annotation, molecular function: protein tag activity; protein binding. The coding region runs from base 135 to 356 and encodes 73 amino acids. The record is from RefSeq and is a predicted model, not a curated record. The transcript has 3 exons. Gene Ontology annotation, biological process: protein modification process; mRNA splicing, via spliceosome.